CUCUGUCCUCCUAACCUGGCGCUUUUCUAGUCUCUCAGCUGUAAAUAAAGAUGCUUUUGCGGGGAUUUUCAGAGCUGCUGAAGUGCAGAGGAGUGAUGAUGAAAAUGAGGAUGAAGAUGAGCGGAGACUCUUCAUCUCUGACCCUCACAGAGCAGCAGGGCGGAAUCAGGAGGAUUAUCCUGAAUAACCCGAGGAAGAGAAACGCUCUGUCUCUGCAGAUGCUGGAGUCUCUGAGGGAAAACAUCCUGACAGACGCCGACAAUCCAGAGCUGCAUGUCAUUAUCAUAUCAG
Danio rerio (zebrafish) is the source of this 291-nucleotide messenger RNA. It is a transcript of the gene echdc3, whose product is annotated as enoyl CoA hydratase domain containing 3. The record is from RefSeq and is marked provisional. Gene Ontology annotation, cellular component: mitochondrion. NCBI's taxonomy places the organism in Eukaryota, Metazoa, Chordata, Actinopteri, Cypriniformes, Danionidae.